Molecule: messenger RNA, 552 nt
Organism: Puccinia graminis f. sp. tritici CRL 75-36-700-3
Lineage: Eukaryota; Fungi; Basidiomycota; Pucciniomycetes; Pucciniales; Pucciniaceae
Exons: 4
Coding region: 1-552 (183 amino acids)
Source: RefSeq, a predicted model, not a curated record
AUGGUUGCGAAAGAUCCGAUAUUCUUCGGAAAUAGCUCGAAACUAUUGCGAAGCUAUUUCGCAACUCUUUCGGAAUCGUUGCAAAGUUGGGCUUCACAAUUUUUCCGAAAGAGCUGUAUUACGCAAUUUUUUCCGCAAUCCUCACGAACAUCUUUCGCAAGUCUUGCGGAAAAGGCUCGCAAUCCCGCGCAGGCUUCGCAACUAUUGCGAAACAAUUUCGCAAUAGUUGCGAAAUCCAGCGCCCGUAGUUCCCUCAUUCAAAACAACAGGGAAGAUGACACUGUAAGGAUGAUAAUCGGCCGGGCCCGGGCCGCCCGCGGGCCGCGGAACAUUGCCGGGCGGGUCGGGCCGGGCUGCAUUCAAGAAAUCGAUAGCCCGACCCGAACCGUUUACAAAUCAGGCAGCCUGCGGGCCGAUAUAGAGAAGGGCUUCUGGGCUGUCCACUCAGACCUGACUGAGCACCAGGAGUCAGGACCCCCCACUGUUGCACCGGCCCGACGGGCAGCCCGAGUAGACCCGUCCUUUAAUCGGGUCAUCUCGGGCCAGGCCUAA